AUGGCUGAUCCAGCGGAAAAGGAUGCCCUGAUGGCACAGUUCACUACAAUUGUAGGGACUUCGUCUCGACAGGCGCACCAAUUCCUGACUGCCAGUAAUUGGAACCUGGAAAGUGCCAUAGCAAAUUACUACGCUGCCCAAGAAGACCAUGCCGAAGAUCUCGCUGAUGAUUCUGAUUACGUCGACGAAGAUGAUCCCGGACUUUCAAGUCAGUCUCAUCCCAACUACGGCGCCGGUCGAAGAUUAGGCGAAGGACCCUCUGAUUCUCAACCCAUCCCUGUCGCACCGGUGUCCAACUCGUCACAACCCCAAAAGAAGUCUUCCACACCGAAGAAAUUUGCCACGUUAGGUGAUUUCAGCGCCGGGGGGCCCAAUGGAGAUGACUCAGAUGAUGAUGAUAAACCAGAUUUGUUUGCGGGCGGUGAAAAGUCGGGGCUCGCAGUUCAGAAUCCGGAUGAUUUGAAAAAGAGGAUUUUGGAAAAGGCUCAAAAGCGUGGUCCACCGCCCAAAGAGGCCGCUCCUAAGAAAUCAUUCUUUACCGGCAACGCCCGCACGUUGGGGGGGGAUGACACACCAUCGCGAGAGAUUCCUGCGGCGUCUCAACCAAGAGCACGAGCCGAACGAGUUGAUCGCGUUCUCCAUUUCUGGCAAGAUGGCUUUAGCAUUGACGAUGGUGAUUUGUACCGCAUUGAUGAUCCAAGGAAUGCGGAGAUCUUGAAUUUGAUUCGACAAGGACGUGCCCCUCUGAAUAUCAUGAAUGUCCAGCCAGGUCAGGAGGUUGAUGUGGAGAUCAAACAACACGAUGAGAAAUACGUCAAACCGAAGAAGAAGUUUCGACCAUUUGAAGGAUCUGGUCAUCGUCUUGGAAGCCCAACUCCUGGGCUGCCUUCGAUGCCGGGAGCUUUCAGCUCAGAACCCACUGCACCUGCUCCCACGACAGCCGCGGCAGCCCCUCCGGUCGCUGAGAUUGACGAAUCGAAACCUACGGUAACGCUAAGAAUCAGUUUGGGAUCGGGGACGAGGCUGACAUCUCGUUUCAACACGACUCAAACAAUUGGCGAUGUGUACGAUUUUGUUCAACGAUCUGAACCUGGAGGCCGGGAAUUCGUCCUCCAAACCACAUUUCCGACCACGGAACUUCAAGAUAAGUCCAAGGUGCUUGGGGAUAUGGCUGAAUUCAAGCGAGGAGGUGCCGUGGUUCAGAAAUACCUUUAA
Molecule: messenger RNA, 1215 nt
Organism: Rhinocladiella mackenziei CBS 650.93
Lineage: Eukaryota; Fungi; Ascomycota; Eurotiomycetes; Chaetothyriales; Herpotrichiellaceae
Exons: 2
Coding region: 1-1215 (404 amino acids)
Biological process (GO): membrane fusion; Golgi organization; nuclear membrane reassembly
Cellular component (GO): nucleus; cytosol
Molecular function (GO): ubiquitin binding
Source: RefSeq, a predicted model, not a curated record